Elaeis guineensis (African oil palm) is the source of this 3570-nucleotide messenger RNA. Its product is annotated as transcription factor GTE7. Gene Ontology annotation, molecular function: protein binding. The record is from RefSeq and is a predicted model, not a curated record. NCBI's taxonomy places the organism in Eukaryota, Viridiplantae, Streptophyta, Magnoliopsida, Arecales, Arecaceae.
ACCCAUCCAAUCUCUUUAUCCAUCCUUCACAAUCUAUCCUUCCUCCAAUGGCACUUCACCUGAAUCCAGAUGCUCGUCAGAGAGUUAGACGUAGAAAAGUACUGUGUGGUAGGACACGUCCGUGAUUCCACGUGUACAGAUACCCGAGGUGGAUCCCAUCACGUCACCCAAUGGGUGACGUGGCCACGUUCGCGUCUGCUGUCGUUUGUUGUUGCUUCAUUUUGAAACUUUAUUCAUUCCGCUAUAGUCACCUGCACGGUGAAGUAACCACCAGAUUACCAGGUAUUGACUGGGCCACCGGCUGCAUGUUUGCGGUAACCCCACCUCCAGGUAACCGUCUCUCUGACCUGGUUACCGGUUGAAGAUCCUGUCACCGUAUUUACUAUAUGUUAGAUACUACUGGAGGCAUUACUUGGAGACCCGGGAACCUACCCGUCGAAAUCGAACCUUCCACCAAUACCUUUUCCAUGGAUCGGGGCCCGCAUGAUUGAGUUGAGUCGACGCUUUGGUUCUCUUACUCUGGGUGUACCAGUCAUUUCUGGAAAGAUAUUUUCCCGCCUAUGGAGCGAGCUGCAUCAGUUCCAUGUUACCGCCUCUCCUGGGCCGGUCCUUUACAUGGAAUGAUAAAUUUCUUGUUUAAAAAAAUUUCAAUUUCUUUGGAGAGAGAGGAAAGGAAAGAGAGGGAAGGGGAAGGGGAUCCCUAUCCCCAAAUGCACGAGUCAUGCGGCCCAAAUUCACGCGAAAUCCAAAACCAAAUGAAAAUCCUCCGGGGCAAGAUGGGACGUGGUCCACGCUAGGAUGCGCGCCACAUGUACCCCAGCCCGAUAUCCUCGCCGUCCGUGACAGAUGGGACGGUCACCGCCUCGGGCAGGGGAGAAACCGUUCGCCCGUCCGAUUCCCCUAUCAGCACGAGCCGACGGCCCCGAUCCGGCGCGGGGCUUGGCCGGGCAGAUCUCGCUGUCUUUAAGAGGCGGUGCCCCCCCUCCCCUCCUCCUCGUCCAGCUGAGGGUUUCGUCCUCCCAAGAAACCCUCGCCCUUCUUUCCCUCGCCAUCUUCUCCCCCAUACGCCCUCCCCUCCCCUUCCUCCCGCCCAAAGGGGGCAGAUCCCCUUCUCAGCUCCGCUACGGAGGCCCUUCUCCCUUGAUUCCGGCCUUCUUCCGUUGAACAGUUGCCCUCUUCUAUGGUUCCCAGCACCCUGGCGGCCCCUGAUCGGAGCUAGACCGUCGGAUCCCGGACGAUUUGAGGGGAAUCGCCGCCGUGCAUGGCGUCUGCUCUCCUGGCCAGCCGGAAUGAGCCGUACUGGGGAGACAGAAAGGUUUAUAUGAGGAAAACCCCGAAUUCUAACCCUAACCCUAGACCCGCCCCGAACCCUAAUCCUAAUCCUAACGGCAGAGACCAUGUCUCCGACCAUACGGGCCAGUUCCACCCACUGGAGCCGGAGGAGGUGCCGGCGUCCGCGGCCGCGGUGUCGGAUGACUCGUCGUCCUUUAACCGGAAAUGCAUCAACCUUAACCACCGGCGGGAUUCGGCUGGCUACAUCACGUUCAACAUCUCGACCUACUCGAAGAGGGAGUUGAGGGAGCUCAAGAGGAGGCUGGUUUCGGAGCUGGAGCAGGUCCGGAGCCUGAGCAGCCGGAUCGAAUCCAGAGAGUUCCAGUCCUCCGCCAGAUCCGCCGGCUUCAGUUCAUCUGGGAUCUACUGCGGCGGCCGGGAGGUCACCUCCUUGGCCGCGGCGGCCUUGCAUCAGAACCACGUCCAGCCUCCUGAUUCACUGGCCGCCAGAUCCUCCGAUCUCUUCCCGACCAAGGAGAAGAAGAUCUCCGGAAACAAGACCUUGCUGCCGGUGGUCUCUCCCAGGGAGCCAAAGCGGCUGGCGGCAGCGUCAGGUUCAGAUAAGCUCCGCUCAGCCAUGAUGAAGAAGUGCGGCCAGAUCUUGACGAAGCUGAUGAAGCACAAGAAGAGCAUCUGGUUCAAUUCCCCUGUGGAUGUGGUGGGCAUGGGCCUCCAUGACUACUUCCAGAUCAUCAAGCACCCCAUGGACCUUGGUACCGUGAAAUCUAAGCUCAACAAAGGUCUCUACCCGUCACCAUUGGAGUUUGCAGCUGACAUCAGAUUGACCUUUAACAAUGCCCUUCUCUACAAUCCAGAAGGCCAUGAAGUGCACCAGCUCGCUGAUCAGUUCCUCCGGCUUUUUGAAGGGCUGUUUUGCCCUGCAUACGAGAAGUAUGAGAAGCAGCAGAGCGCCAUUGCCAGGGAGGAAGAGGAGGGUCAUAGGGCCGUUUCCUGGUCUCGUGCUCCUAUUGUCGAGAGUGCAAUGAGACCUGAGCCGGUCGUUCCUAUGAUCCUGCCCCCAGCACCGGCUCCAACUUCAAUGCCAACUCCUCUAUUAGCACCUUCCCCUGCUCAAGCUAAGCAGCCGCAGCCCCAGCCCCAGCCGCAGCAGCAUCCAGUUGUUGGUAGAAUGAUGAUGGGGAAGCAACCAAAGCCAAAGGCAACAUGCCCAAAUAAGCGACCAAUGAGCUUUGAGGAGAAGACGAAGCUGAGCCUGGGGCUCCAGAGCCUGCCUCAGGAGAAGAUGUCCCAGGUCCUGCAGAUUGUGAGGAAGAGGAAUGCAGAUCCAGCACAGCAGGGGGAUGAGAUAGAGUUGGACAUUGAGACAAUGGACACGGAGACCCUUUGGGAACUUGAUCGGUUCCUGUGCAAUUUGAAGAAGAUGAUGAGCAAGAUCAAGCGGCAGGACAUGGCCAGCCACCCGAUCUCUGCUGCUCCACCUUCAACCAUGGUGAUCACUGAAGGCGGUGACAGGUCUCCAAUGGCAGUAGAGACGCCAGAGGCGGCAGCAGCAAAGAAGAGCAAGAAGGCAGACAUAGUCGAGGAGGAUGUUGAUAUUGGUGAUGAGAUGCCCUGCACCAAUUAUCCAUCUGUGGAGAUUGAGAAGGAUGCUGGUUAUGCCGGCAGCUCCAGCAGCUCCACUAGCAACUCUUCAUCAUCAAGUGAUUCGGAUUCAGGUAGCUCAUCAGGGAGUGAUUCCGAUGAAGAUGAUGCACAGUCUCCAGCUGUAGGCAUGGGAUCUCCGAGAAACUAACAACAAGUUUAGUUGAUAGUAGACGAGAAGUAUGUGAGAGGGCAUGGGUAGGGUUACAGAAAUUUGAGGGCUUGUGGGUUUUUUCCCUCUCGUCAGGUGUGAUUUAGGUAGGAGUGGAUAGAUAGGUGGGUAAUUUGAUGGCACAGGUGUACCAUAUGUAAAAAGAGAAGAAAGUGGAGAAGAUUCGGUAGGUAGAGCCUUUAGAAUGGGUUCUACUUGAAUUCCCUCUUGUUCAGUUUGAGCUUUUAGUCUAGGGCUUAUAGUUUUGGUUUCAUUGGUUAUGGGUUCUUUCAGGUGUAGCUAAUUUUGGUGUAUGAUGUCUUUUUCAACCGAAAUGUUAUGCUGCAAAAUUAUGACCUAAUCUGGGUCUGGGCAUGGUGGAUAUGGAUGUUUGUUAUGAUUGACUAACAGAUAUCCUUUUGAGGGUACAUCUUUCUCUUAUGAACUUUGAACUAAAUCAGAUGGAUUUUAUUUUAUUUACUUCA